AUGGAGCACUCCCCCUCUAUUAACUUGUCAGUCGUGGAUGGAGUCGAUGUGGAGGACCAGCGCCCCCUCCUCCCGCCGAGGAUGGUUCCUCCACCUCAGGCCUGCUCUCCGAAGUGUGGGAUUCACCGCACAGUCCAAACAUCAGUCGAUCACACUGUGUGGCUGGACAGAACCCAGGCCAUGGCCACCACACCUUUAUACAACGGCCGGCUUUAUGUCACACCUUCACCUCGCUCCAACAGGAGGGGAGACAAAGGCAAAGAGAAGAAAUGUGACAAAAGGUCAGUGGGGAGGAGACAAAAUCCAGCACACAAAGAGUGUAAUCACCAGUGCAAAGCCAAAAAUGCAGGAGCUAACAGACUCCAGGAGAAGGUCACCUCUUUCACUGUCCCCAUUUCUCCCUGCGGGUCACCCUUUACGGGCCCCUGCAGCUCUCACUUAGAUGUCAAAGAUGUUGAGGGCAGAGGGCGCCGCAAGUCAGGCAACAUUUGUUUGGAGAUGCACGACCGCCACAGUCUCCCAGAGAUCAUCAUCACUAGCAAAGAUGACGACUUCCAGCCACACAAUGAGACGUUCCAGCAUCGCCAGGACCUGACUGGGGCCAAAGGCCUUCUGCCAGGAGUAGAGUGUCCCGGUCCUGACCCCGAUCCUAAUUCCCAGACCAGCCCGAAACACAAGGAGGACUCCAAAGAUGACUCGUACUGGAAGACCCACAACAUCGGCUGGCGGCUGGUCCACAGGAGGGCUCUGUUUUUGAGGAGGCAGCGGCUGAAUGACUGCGCCUUGGCAGUGGGGAUAUUCGGGAUGUUGCUGAUGGUGAUGGAGACAGAGCUCUCCUGGAGUGUCUACAGCAAGAGCUCCGUCUACUCCCUCACACUCAAGUCCAUCAUCAGUCUUUCUACGAUCAUCUUGCUGGGCCUCAUCAUUGCGUACCACUGCUGUGAGGUUCAGCUCUACGUUCACGAUAUUGGUGCAGAGGAUUGGCGGAUUGCCAUGACAACCGAUCGUUUGGCUCUGGUAGGCCUGGAGCUGGCAACAGCGGCCAUUCAUCCAUACCCAGUGGGUCUGAUGGGGUACUUCCAGCAGACCUUUCAGAAAUCCACAAAUCGCCUGUCACUGUCGGAGACGGAGCUGGAGAUCGUCCUGGCUCUGCCCAUGUUCCUGAGGCUCUACCUGCUGGGCCGGGCCAUGAUGCUGCAUAGCCGCCUCUUCACUGACACUGCAUCUCGCAGCAUUGGAGCGCUCAACAAGAUACACUUCAACACCCGGUUUGUGGGAAAAACACUAAUGACCACCUACCCCGGGACUGUGCUGAUGAUUUUCAGUGUCUCUCUGUGGAUUGUGGCAGCGUGGGGUUUACAUGUUUGUGAGAGACACCACAACUACAGGGACCUGAGUAGCAACUACAUGGAGGCCUUGUGGAUGGUCUCUGUCACCUUCUUGUCCAUCGGCUACGGAGAUGUGGUGCCUCACACCUACUGUGGUCGCAGCAUCUGUCUCCUCACUGGGAUCAUGGGAGCUGGCUGCACAGUCCUGGUAGUGGCGGUGGUUGCCAGGAAGCUGGAGUUGACCAGAGCAGAGAAACAUGUUCACAACUUCAUGAUGGACUCCCACAUCUCCAAGAGGAUAAAAAUUGCUGCAGCAAAUGUACUGAGAGAGACUUGGCUUAUCUACAAACACACUAAGCUGUCAAGAGAGAGAGACCACAGCAGAGUCCGCAUGCAUCAACGGAAGCUGCUUCUGGCAAUCCACCGGCUGCGCCAGGUGAAGAUAGAGAAGAGGAUACUUUCAGACCAGGGAAACACACUUGUGGACCUCUGCAAGGUGAGAGAGAUGCAAACCCUGAUGUAUGACGUGCUAUCAGAGGUGCAGGGCUGCAGGGCGGAGCUGGACACACACAUCCACAGCCUGGAGAAGAACGUUGAAGAGUUGAGGGAGGGCUUCAGGAGCCUGAUGCCUCUCCUGUCCAGCACCAUGUCUACGCAAAACUCUUCCAUCCGCCACCUGCUCAGGGAGAGGGAGGUGAAGACAGAGACUGCUGGAGCGAGCGUAGACAGGUAG
Messenger RNA from Anoplopoma fimbria (sablefish), 2061 nucleotides. RefSeq names its product small conductance calcium-activated potassium channel protein 1-like. Bases 1 to 2061 code for a protein of 686 amino acids. The transcript is spliced from 9 exons. Gene Ontology annotation, molecular function: calmodulin binding; small conductance calcium-activated potassium channel activity. Gene Ontology annotation, cellular component: neuronal cell body; neuron projection; plasma membrane. Gene Ontology annotation, biological process: potassium ion transmembrane transport. The record is from RefSeq and is a predicted model, not a curated record. Lineage: Eukaryota; Metazoa; Chordata; Actinopteri; Perciformes; Anoplopomatidae.